AAAAAAUUUAUAAAGAUGUCCAAGGAAGUGAGUACUGAAGAAGGAGAAGCUUCUCAGCCUGUGAUCAGAGACUACGUUGACCCACCACCAGCUCCACUUUUUGACGCAAAAGAGCUUGCUGUCUGGUCCCUUUACAGAGCAGUUAUCGCAGAGUUCAUUGCGACCCUUCUCUUUCUCUACAUAACUGUUGCCACCGUUAUCGGUUACAAGAAGCAAACCGAUCCAUGCGAGACAGUUGGCCUUCUGGGCGUCGCUUGGGCCUUUGGGGGCAUGAUUUUCAUCCUUGUUUAUAGCACUGCAGGAAUAUCAGGUGGUCAUAUUAAUCCAGCCGUGACGUUCGGUUUAUUCCUGGCACGAAAGAUUUCGUUAAUAAGAGCGAUUUAUUACAUAGUGGCUCAGUGCUUGGGAGCAAUAUGUGGAGUAGCGUUGGUGAAGGGCAUCAUGAAGGACUACUACGACGCUCUUGGAGGUGGCACUAACGCCGUGUCUCCGGGCUACUCCAAGGGAACCGCUUUAGGAGCUGAGAUUAUUGGGACUUUCGUACUUGUCUAUACAGUCUUCACUGCCACGGAUCCUAAGCGAAACGCCCGCGAUUCCCACGUCCCAGUUUUGGCUCCCUUGGCAAUUGGGUUUGCCGUAUUUUUGGUGCACUUGGCGACCAUCCCCAUCACAGGCACAGGAAUAAACCCAGCUCGGAGUUUUGGGACUGCUUUAAUCUACAACAGCGACAAAGUUUGGGAGGAUCAGUGGAUUUUCUGGGUGGGACCUUUUGUGGGAGCGCUUGCUGCAGCGCUAUAUCAUCAGUUUAUUCUGAGAGCCACGGCUGCCAUCAAAGCUUUGGGAUCGUUCACCACCAACCCCACCAAAUAG
Alnus glutinosa is the source of this 870-nucleotide messenger RNA. Its product is annotated as aquaporin PIP-type-like. Gene Ontology annotation, cellular component: plasma membrane. The transcript has 4 exons. Lineage: Eukaryota; Viridiplantae; Streptophyta; Magnoliopsida; Fagales; Betulaceae. Gene Ontology annotation, molecular function: water channel activity. Gene Ontology annotation, biological process: transmembrane transport. Bases 16 to 870 code for a protein of 284 amino acids. The record is from RefSeq and is a predicted model, not a curated record.